This is a messenger RNA of Lactuca virosa, 417 nucleotides long. The record is from the annotation of a GenBank genome assembly. NCBI's taxonomy places the organism in Eukaryota, Viridiplantae, Streptophyta, Magnoliopsida, Asterales, Asteraceae.
AUGGCUUUUGUGCCCUCAUCUCUUGCCCAAUCGAUCAAAAGAAAGAACAGACGCGAAGAAGAAACGCAAACGACACAAUGUAUGCCUCCGGUGGCUCAUCCGUCGAGCGAAGGGAAAAGGAAAUCGGAGGCAACUCAGGUGGCUCUGUGGGGUAUUUCAAUCGCAAGGAGGAGGGGGAUCCGUUUCUUGGCUGAUCGAUGGGACGGAAGAACGAACGAAGGCAGGAAGGGAGAUGCACCUCCGGUGCCUAACUGGUUCGUAGAGGGAGAAGAUUGUUUGGACCGAAAGAGGAAUAGAACGAAUGCAGCAAGGAUAAUCUUCUUCUACUCUGGUAGUGUGUGCGAAGGGGAAGGAUGCGAGGGCUGCUGCUCCCUUGAUUCACCGGAAGAAGCUCCAUCUCCGGUUGGGUUUCUUUAA